Messenger RNA from Syzygium oleosum, 663 nucleotides. RefSeq lists its product as uncharacterized. Bases 1 to 663 code for a protein of 220 amino acids. Gene Ontology annotation, molecular function: ADP binding. The transcript has a single exon. The record is from RefSeq and is a predicted model, not a curated record. Lineage: Eukaryota; Viridiplantae; Streptophyta; Magnoliopsida; Myrtales; Myrtaceae.
AUGACUAGAGAGUUCCUUCCUAGAAUUUGGGUGAGCUUGUCCAGACAGCCUACUGAGAAACCCGAAAACAAGGCAGAAAUUGUUAAGGCGGUGUUAUUCCAGCUAGGUGUGGAAGAGGAAGUCGGUGAUAUCGAAGCUAAAUGUACGUCUGUGGAUCAUAAACUAAAUGCUCUCGUCGCUUUACUCCACACGCAUCUGUGGGGGAAGAAGUAUUUGAUUGUCUUGGACGGUGUCCACGAUGUGGGCGUCCGCGAUAAGGACGUCUGCGAUGAGGGUGUCCCCGAUGUGGGUGUCUGCGAUGCGGGCAUCCGCGAUAACGGCGUCUGCAAUGCGAGCAAUGAAUGGUAUUCCAAUUUGGGCUCUAGCUUAAGCAACGGGGGUCACUGGGGUCAUCGCCUUGUGCACGGAUUACCGAAAGGGUACGGCAGGAGAGUCAUUGUCACGUGUAGGAAUGAGGAGAUGGCCAGGAAAAUGGUUGGAGAGGACAAUCUGCACCGGAUAAUGCUGCUUUCGAAUACUGAAAUCUGCUGGGAGAUAUUCGAGAAUUCAGCCAAGCAACAAGAAAAGCAAAUUGAUUCUACCAAAGAGGAGCUGAAGCAGGAUAUCAAGAAUAAGUGCGCUGGCCUCCCCUUAAUACGCCAAACUAAUGGGUCAAAUGUAUGA